Setaria italica (foxtail millet) is the source of this 1657-nucleotide messenger RNA. RefSeq names its product zinc finger protein ZAT4. Bases 253 to 1275 code for a protein of 340 amino acids. The transcript has a single exon. NCBI's taxonomy places the organism in Eukaryota, Viridiplantae, Streptophyta, Magnoliopsida, Poales, Poaceae. The record is from RefSeq and is a predicted model, not a curated record. Gene Ontology annotation, biological process: regulation of DNA-templated transcription.
AUGCUUGUCACCUACUCCUUUUAAGUUCCCCACUCCCCCCUCUCACCUUCCGCCUCUUUUCCAUCAUAUUAUUGUUAUCCUUGAGGCCCAAAGCCAGCACAGAGCAAGCAAAGGGAGAAAGAAAGGGAGGGUGGGGGCCAAAGGAAGCAAGCAGAAGCAGCAGCUCACUCCUCGAGCAUUGCAGUUGCAGCGCUUGCUCUGUGCUGGUCUUGCUCAAUUGGUCUUCAGGCAGGAAUCCCUGCUUGCUCGGUGAUGGACAGGCACACCUGCAAGCUCUGCUUCCGGAGGUUCCACAAUGGCCGCGCGCUGGGCGGCCACAUGCGCUCCCAUGUCAUGGCUGCCGCGGUGACGGCAGCGUACUCGCCGCCGCCGCCACUGCCGCGGCCGCAGUCGCCGCCGCUCUCCCUGGCGUCCACCUCGUCGACCGAGAUGGACGACAAGCCGGCGCAGCACAAGCCGGUGGCGUCGUGCGGUUUACGCGACGGCGCCAAGAAAAGGUCCAGGAUCGGCGCCCCUGAAUUCUCCGGCGGUUGGGCGGCCGGCGGCGAUUCGUCGGUCGUGCAGGACGGCGAGAGCGACACGGAGUCACCCCCGCGGUUCGCCGUGAGCCGCCGCCGGUCGAAGCGGUCGCGCCGUCGCGCGCAGCCACCGGAGUCCACGCCGGAUCCCGAGCAACCGGCGAGCAGCGUCUCCGACGCGACGACCGAGGAGGACGUGGCCAUGUCGCUCGUGAUGCUGUCCCGGGAUUCGUGGACGCGGUCCAGAUCCGGGCCCAAGCACCACCGGGCCCAGGCGAGCUCGGAAGCCGAGCAGAACGACGACGACGACGCGGACGAGGCCGAGCACGGCCACGACGUCGCGCGCCCGCGCGGCAGGCACCAGUGCGGCGCGUGCAGGAAGGUGUUCCGUUCGUACCAGGCGCUGGGCGGCCACCGCGCCAGCGUCAAGAAAGGCAAGGGCGGGUGCGUGCCGGUGCCGUUGCCGUUGCCGCCGCCAACGCCUCCCACCGCGCCGCCGUCCAAGGCUCGGCGCGUCGAGACCUCCCCGGUGAUCCACCAGUGCCCGUUCUGCUUCCGCGUGUUCGAGUCCGGGCAGGCCCUGGGGGGCCACAAGCGCACGCACAUGCCGUACGCCGGCGCGCCGGCCCCUUCGACGCCAGCGAAAUGCGGCGACAGCUCGGGGUCCAUCGAUCUCAACGUGCCGGCCGCGGUGGACGACGACUUCGAGCUCUCCGCCGUGUACGACGCAGAGUUCGGCAGCAGCACCAGACAAUGAGCUCACCUGCUGAUGCUGAUGCUGAUCGAUACAUGCUACCAACGCCAUCUUCAGAUCGGAAGAUGUACUUGCACAAGCGCAGGAACUGCAGACUAGCUGCUGGCUGCUGCUGCAUGCUGGAAAGAGAUCGAGCACUCGAGGUUCGAUGUAAGGGCUUGGGAGUUGGAAUCCAUGCAAGAACCAGAUGGAGAACGACAGUUGAGCGUUUUGUUUUCUCUCUUAAUUCUCUCUGUUACUCUAUUGCGAUUGUUAGUGUAGCAGUUCGUGCCUAAUUAGAUGAACAGCAUAUUCAAUUCUUUUUGAUCUCUUGUACCUAAAUCAAAUUGACCCAUUUACUUCAAAUUUCUCAUUGAAAAGUGGGGGCAAAAGAAAAUUGCAUUCA